AUGUGCGCGCGGGCGGCAGGCUUCGCCGCGACUGGCAGGGCGGGCGGACUGCGAGCCGCCCUGCGUCGCUUGCCUCGUCGUCGUCAUACGGCUGCGCGCCACCACUUUUUAAGCCUCAUUUGCGACUACAGCAACGACAGCGAUAGCGGGGGUAGCUCUAUACACAUAAAGCUUCACGUGUAUCGAGAAAUGCGUGAAAAUUCUAACUAA
This is a messenger RNA of Arctia plantaginis, 210 nucleotides long. The record is from the annotation of a GenBank genome assembly. NCBI's taxonomy places the organism in Eukaryota, Metazoa, Arthropoda, Insecta, Lepidoptera, Erebidae.